Racocetra persica is the source of this 180-nucleotide messenger RNA. The record is from the annotation of a GenBank genome assembly. NCBI's taxonomy places the organism in Eukaryota, Fungi, Glomeromycota, Glomeromycetes, Diversisporales, Gigasporaceae.
UGGGCACUGUCCCUGCUGUUGAAGGAAGCUCCAGUAAUUUCCUGUGGCUUCCAGUGAUUUCAGUGACUUUUAUAAUUUUAGCUUCCAGCAGAAUUACUAUAUUCGGGGUUGGGGCGCAAAGGGAUGGGUACCUUCGAGGGCAUGCUCCUAGAGCAUGCCGAAGAGAAAAAGGCAUAGCAG